AUGGCCGGUCGUCCAGGCCUCCCGCGCCGACUGCUGCCCGCCGCCCUGGACCGCGAAGAACAGGGCCUCCCUGCGAUGGCGAUGGCGAUGUCUAUGCCCCACCCCCUUCCGCAGGCCUACACCCACCAGUCCAACCCCCCACGGGACAUCCCCUACCCUCACGAAUCACCCACGCACCCCCCUCCUCCCCCAACCAACAAACUCCUCAUCUUCCGCGCCCUCACCGGCAUCGACCACGUCCCCGCCCUGACCCUCCCCGAGACCCACCCCACCUCUUACUCCUCCUCCUCCUCCCCCGAGUCCGACCUCGCCCGCCCCGCCCCCAACAUAGGCAUCUACACCCGGGUCAUUCGCGCCGAACACACCGCCGCGUCACGGUACCGGUUCUUCGGUAUCCUGAUCAACGUGUGCCUCGGCGUCCAGAUGAUCGUGGCCGCGACGCUGACAGUCCUGGGCGCCGCGCGCGGGCCCCACGCCGCCAUCACGGUCUUCGGCGCCAUCAACACCAUUGGCGCGGCCGUGCUGACCUACCUGAAGGGCUCCGGGCUGCCGAACCGGCUGAAGCACGACCAGAAUCUGUGGCGGGGGGUGCGCGAAUAUAUCGAGCAGCGGGAGCGGGAGCUGUGUCUGGAUGGGAGUGAGCUGGAUGUUUUGGUCGAGGUGCAGGUUAUUGAGGGGUUGUAUGAGGGGUGA
This is a messenger RNA of Aspergillus heteromorphus CBS 117.55, 693 nucleotides long. RefSeq lists its product as uncharacterized. The transcript has 2 exons. The coding region runs from base 1 to 693 and encodes 230 amino acids. The record is from RefSeq and is a predicted model, not a curated record. NCBI's taxonomy places the organism in Eukaryota, Fungi, Ascomycota, Eurotiomycetes, Eurotiales, Aspergillaceae.